Messenger RNA from Aphidius gifuensis, 1327 nucleotides. Its product is annotated as ovarian-specific serine/threonine-protein kinase Lok-like. The record is from RefSeq and is a predicted model, not a curated record. The coding region runs from base 11 to 1327 and encodes 438 amino acids. Gene Ontology annotation, cellular component: cytoplasm. The transcript has 4 exons. Gene Ontology annotation, molecular function: ATP binding; protein serine/threonine kinase activity; protein binding. NCBI's taxonomy places the organism in Eukaryota, Metazoa, Arthropoda, Insecta, Hymenoptera, Braconidae. Gene Ontology annotation, biological process: peptidyl-serine phosphorylation; autophagy.
UUAUAAAAUAAUGGACAUCAGGCUAACUGGUUUAAAUUUUAAUAACAAUGAUGAUGAAGAUCGUCUACCUGAUACACUACCAGGUGAUGAAACACAAUCACAGCCAUUAUCAUCAUCACCACUAAAUAAAAUAUCAAAAGGCACAUGGGGUAUACUUAUACCAUGUUGUCAAAGGCAACUUGAUGAACAUCAUAACAACAAUCGAAAGCCACUUAAAAUAUGUUGUUUGACGAAAAAUGAAUAUAAAGCUGGACGAUUGGAACAUGUGGAUAUACAAUUUAAUAAAGACAAUACAGAUUCAAAAAGAUUACUUCAAACAAGUAAAACACAAUUUAUAAUUAAACGUGAAAGAGUAACAAAUUAUGAAACAGCCGAUUAUGAAGGUGAUUUUGUUGCUGUUAUUCAUGACAAAAGUACAAAUGGUACAUUUAUUAAUAAUUCAAAACUAAAAAAUAAAAAAGGCAUACUCCAUCAUAAUGAUACAAUAAGUAUUGCUAAAUCUGGUUAUGAAGUCUUCCAGUACGUGCAAACAAAAAAUUUAGUUGAGAUUCCAUCAGAGUUGGCUAAAAAUUACGUGGCUUUGAGACUUUUAGGACAUGGUAUUUGUGGACCAGUCAAAUUAAUUUAUUCAAAAACUGAUUAUUGUCCAUUGGCAUUAAAAUGUAUUAAAAAAAAUAGCUUUUAUAAGAUGGCUCAUCAAAAUAGUUUUAUGAGUGAAGCUGAUAUAUUAAAAGGAUUGAAACAUCCAAAUGUGAUUCAAAUGGUACAUGCAAUAAAUACACCAUCUAAUAUUUUUAUCAUGCUUGAAUACAUGCAAGGUGGUGAAUUACAUGAUAGAAUUAAAAAAAAUGUUGGUUUAUCAGAAAAAUUAACAAAAUUUUAUUUCUAUCAAAUUGCAACUGCUGUUGAGUAUCUUCAUGGCAAAGGAAUAACACAUCGUGAUCUUAAACCAGAAAAUAUAUUAUUACUAGAUAACGAUGAAUAUACACUUGUUAAAGUAACUGAUCUUGCUUUCUCAAAACUGGUUGAUCAUAAAAUAAUGAUUAAGAAAUUUAAUGGAACAUCAUAUUAUGUUGCACCAGAAAUAUUUAGAAGCAUAGAAAAAGGACAGUAUACGAGCCGAUUCGAUGUAUGGAGUUUGGGUGUUAUGUUCCAAAGACGUUAUAAAAGCGUUAAUCCAAAAGAUCGUUACUCAGCUCCACACGUUCUUGCAAGUUCAUGGCUGGAUGAUAAAGAACUAAUGAUAACAGUUUCAAAAACUUUAAAACCAUAUAUUAUUAGUGAAAUUAAAAGUCUAAGUUUUGAUAGAGGAAUUGGUAGCAAAUGA